Molecule: messenger RNA, 2987 nt
Organism: Trachemys scripta elegans
Lineage: Eukaryota; Metazoa; Chordata; Testudines; Emydidae
Product: NACHT, LRR and PYD domains-containing protein 1b allele 5-like
Exons: 16
Coding region: 250-1782 (510 amino acids)
Biological process (GO): signal transduction; regulation of DNA-templated transcription elongation; mRNA export from nucleus
Cellular component (GO): THO complex part of transcription export complex
Molecular function (GO): protein binding
Source: RefSeq, a predicted model, not a curated record
GUUCUUCCUUCUCCCGCGGCGCUGCGGACGGGAGACACCUGGUCCCUGCCGCGGGAGCAGCAGCCCGGCGUGGGAUGCGCGUUCCCCGGUUACGGGACCCGACCGCUUCCCCACCGGAGGCUUCCGUUGUUUUUUUCCCAUCCCCCCUCCCCUCCCGCGCUGAGGCGUGCAGCCGCGCGGUGCCUGCAGCUGCAGCCGCGCCAGCCUGCGCGAGCCGUUCGCGCCCGCUGCUCCCCGGGCCCGGGCACGAUGACCAGCGGCCAGGAGUGUCAGGAUGUGCAGGGCAGUGGUGAUGAUGUUUCCUCUUUAAAAGCAAAAGUAGAAAGUUAUGGCACUAGAGAGGAUGACUCAGCUCAAGAGUGUAAAUCAGGAGAUGACAGUUCUGAAAAUAACUCCGAAAGUAGCUCUGAAAGUGAGUCAGAUACUGAGGAGACAGAUAUAAGAAAAUCAGAUGAAGCAUUGGAAAAGAAUGAAUUGCUGCCACCUGUUGAAUCAGAGGCUCAUAGCCAGUUUCGUUGUGAACAUGUCAAGACUGAACAUAACCAGAAAGAGCAAGUGACUCCCAGAAAACUUUCCAGAGGACAAUUUUGGUUGAAGCUGGAGGCAGAGGGAACUUACCAAUGUACUGUUACAGGCUUGAUUUUCGAUGUAACCAAGGCUGCUGUAAUAAAAUAUUCUGUGUUGUCUUGGAGCAAAUAUGCUGAUUAUGUUAAAAAACCAUGGAUAGUUGGUGGCCCUAUAUUUGAUGUCAGUUGUGACACAGCCUCUGUUCUUACUUCCAUUCAAUUCCCACAUUCCCUCAGCCUAAAUGAUCAUGAAUCUGACAUGACAUUCAAAGUUUUACAUAUUAAAAGUACUGGUCCAGCAAUUGAGCCUUCUGUUGAUCAUUCAAUGACGCAUGUCAAAUGGCAUGUGAGUUCUCUCUCUCCAGUAGGACCGGUUAUUCAAACACAAGAGCCAGUACAUUACAAUGGGGCUGUAAUUUUAUACAAAGUUGUCAAUAAUCACCCUUCCUUAUCAUUUCGUGUGUAUGUAGCAACAAACAAUGAUUCAUUUAUAAAGGAUAUCUCGAAUGCAGUAAAACAUUCUGAUAAGAAAUUCAUCAAAAUUGACAAGCCCCCAGUUUGUAAAAAACAACUACAAGAUGGAAAGAGAUACAGAUUAAUUAGUGAAUCAGAAGCUGAAAUAACUCCUGAGGAAAUUGAAUUUGUUGAUGGCUCCCUCUUAAAAUUAAAAAGUUAUUUUGAAGUCUACUUGGAGCAACCUAUGGAGUUUACAUUAUCUUUGAUUGAACUCGAGUCUGAAGAAAUUGUCUGGAAAGCAAAACUAAGAGAAUGUGACUGGAUACUACAUGACCAGAACAAGAAUGAGCGGAAAAGAAACGCAAUCAGUAACAGAAGACGGAAAUCAAGCAACAGCCUUUCUGACGAAGAAUUUUAUAAUAAAAGGCUAAAGGGUAGAGAUAUUUCAGCUGAUUUGUAUCCUGUGUGUUUUUUAGAUGGAACUAAAGCUAAAACUACGUUAACUGAUCAGCAACUGAUGACUCUUGCAAAGAAGAUGGGUAAAGAUUGGAAAGAAAUUGGCAUUGAAUGUCUUAAGUUAGAAAUGAAAGAUAUUCAGCAGAUUCAGGCAAAAGAAGAAGAGGUUAAUGUUCAUAAAUUCCUGAUGUUGGAGAAGUGGAGGAAAGGUGAAAAGAGUAAUGGAACUGCGCAAAAUUUGUAUGACAGUCUCAAGGAUCAUGUGUCAUAUGAAAUAAUACAAAUACUGGAAGGUUUUUUGUAGCAGACAUGAGUUCAUGGAGAAACAGCUAAAAGGAGAACUCUCAGGGGCAUUCAGCUGCAUAAUGGUUUAAACUUUUCAUACUGUUAAAUAUGAUUUAAUUGUGGACUCUCUCUACAGUUUGGAACUCAGGAGACCAGUUAUGAAGAUACAAGCCAUAAACAAUCUUUGGAAAAGUUUAGACAAAACAUUCUUUUGGGAAAGCGUGUGAAUUGAAUUUUGCACCAAUGUAAAUUAAUUUAACAUUUUCAGGAGUAAUUAUUCAAAUGUUUGGAUACCAGUCAUAUUAACAAUAUAGUUGACACUGAAGCAGCAAUCCCAAUGCAAUUUGAAUCUCCCACGGACUUCAUGUCUCCUUUGAACCAUUCCUGCUAGGUGCUGAACAACUCAUGUGAGCUAUCUUAACCCACCCUUGAAAACAGCUCACCCUUUCCAACUAUUUGACAAUAUUAAACAUUUUUAUCCAGUUCCAUGGGUGAUUUCCACAGAGAUUAGAAAUGGCUUGAGGGGCUCAUUAAUGUACCUCUCAUGAUCACUUAUAAAACAAUACUGCCAAUUUCACUGUGUACAAAACAUUUCUCUGUACAUACAUUCAGAGGCUCAGGAUGGGUUGCCAUGUACAUGGUGCAUAAACCCUUCAUGGUAAUGCAAUUACAUGAUCAUUGUGUGUGUUUGUGUAUACCGCCUCUUUGCUAGGCUGGUUUUAUGUUUAUUCAAAGGUGAAACAUUAGUUUCAAUGUAGCACCAAUACGUACUAAAGGCAGCUUUAACUUUUCUCAGGCAGGGCCAUGUUGACUCUACCGUGUCUAGUUCUUCACACAUUUCUUAUAAGAUGAGUUUGUAUGUUGUAUAGCUUUUUGUUGUAUUAUAAUCAGUGUAAAAUUAAAUGCAUUUUUAGUAUUGGACUUUUUUACUGUUUUUAACUUAAAUUGAACAUUAAAAUGACAGGUGUGUGGGCUAGAAAUAGAAAAAUUACUAAAAGUUUUAGAAAAGCAAAAGGUCAAUAGAUAAAUCAGCAAACAGAAAACACAUUUAUAGGUUUUUAAGCUUUUAAAAUACUGUUAUCUAUAAUACAGAACUGCUUCCUUGCAGGCAAGAUUGUGGUCUAGUUUUAAGGGCUCCUGUGGAUGUCUCUGUAUUGUCUCCCUUUGAAUGUGUACUGGUUUUGUGUACUUUUUAAAAUAUGAAUAAAAACUGAGAAAUACCUA